This is a messenger RNA of Closterium sp. Naga37s-1, 837 nucleotides long. The record is from the annotation of a GenBank genome assembly. Lineage: Eukaryota; Viridiplantae; Streptophyta; Zygnematophyceae; Desmidiales; Closteriaceae.
AUGGCCUCGUCCGUCGCCCUUCGUCAGGCACUGACCCCGUCUUCCUUCCUCACAGGAGCUCCCACCCCCAAAGUCGCACCUACCAGAGCGUCCGUGAGCAAUGGCGUUUCGUUGUGCUCGUUCCAGGCAACAUCCGCGCAAUCUCAGUCUAGGUCGGUCGUCUGCUCUGCUGCCAGCACAGAAGUCACAGCAGCAGCAGCGUCCACUGACAACUGGGUGCCGGUAAUCCCCAUGGAGGCGCUUCCUAAGGGAGAGAGGCGGCUUAUUAGGCAGGACGGCCAGGAGAUUCUUCUGUUCUGGUACCGGAACGAGAUUUACGCCGUGGAGAACGUCUCGCCUGCAGAGGGAGCGUACUCGGAGGGAUUUCUCAACGCCAGGUUCACCCAGGACGGUUGCAUCGUGUGUCCCUCAACGGACACCACAUUCGACCUCAAGACCGGCGAGAUCAAGGAGUGGUACCCCAAGAACCCCGUGCUGCGCGCGCUCACCAAGCCGCUCCGCGGGCUGGAGGUGUUCCCUGUGAAGCUGGAGGACUACCAGGUCUGCAUCAACAUGGGCCGCGGCUCUGCCGGUGCUGCUGAGGUGGUGGUGGGCGAGGCUUCCAGGGUCGGCCAAACGGUCUCCGACGUGAAUGUGAACGAGACUAGGAUGGUGGUGGAUGAGUCAGCAGGCGGAUUCGGGUUUUCACCACAGAACGAGUUGCUCAACGGCCGAGCAGCAAUGGCAGGUUUUGUGGGUCUACUGGUGAUCGAGCUUGUCACUGGCAAGGGACUGCUGUCUGCUACUGGGUUCCUCGACUUCCUAUACCGUGUCGGCCUCAAUGGACCGGCUUUGUAG